Molecule: messenger RNA, 2022 nt
Organism: Setaria italica (foxtail millet)
Lineage: Eukaryota; Viridiplantae; Streptophyta; Magnoliopsida; Poales; Poaceae
Product: disease resistance protein RGA2
Exons: 2
Coding region: 1-2022 (673 amino acids)
Source: RefSeq, a predicted model, not a curated record
AUGGAAAAAUUCGUUUCCGCUGUUCUCGGCGAUCUCGUCAGUCGAUCGGUCUCCUUCGUUGUCAACACCUGCUACCGUCAGAAGGGUGUGGAGGAGUACCUACCACGGCUGCGCGGGGUGCUGCUGCAAAUCCAGGCCACCGUGGAGGAAGCCGAGGGCAGGCACAUCACGAACCAAGCGAUGCUCCGGCAGCUCCAGAUGCUAAGAGAAGCCAUGUACAAAGGCUGCUAUCUUCUUGAUAAUUUCACAUACCGGAUGCUGCAUCAAAAGAGGAACAAUGAUCAGGUUAGUGGCCACCCCUUCGCCUUGUCAAUACAUAGUCCAGCCAAGCGCUUGUGCUCCUCUACCAGGAGGAUGGGAGUGGAAUUUCAAGGCGAUGGGUUGGAGGAGCUGCAGGAGAUGCUACGAAGCCUGCAUAGCAUCAUGGAUGAUAUGUCAGAGUUCAUCAUAUUCUUGAAAUCCUAUCCUCACAUCAGCCGUGAGCCUUACAGCGAGUACUUGUUCAUGGAGAAGUGCAUGUUUGGCCGCCAAGCAGAGAUGGACAAGAUCAUGGGCUUCUUGUUAAAGCCAGAGCCUCCAGGAGCUCAGGGUUUGCAAGUGCUUCCUAUUAUUGGCCCACCAAGAGUUGGGAAAAGCACUCUCGUUGAGCAUGUCUGUUAUGAUGAGAGGGUGCGCAACCACUUCUCUUCGAUCAUUCUAUGCAGUGGAGAUCCUACUGCUGCUCCAAAAGGCAUGAGUGGUAUAGUGAAGAAGCAAACCCAUGGUUCACAUGGAAGGUCACUUGUUGUCAUGGAGCUUGCUGAUGGGUUAGUUAUAGAUGAGAGGGAAUGCAGAAAGUUAUACUCUUCAGCGAGCCACAUGCCACCAGGAAGUAAAGUUAUUGUCACAAGUAGAUCAGACAAUAUCUUAAAACUUGGAACUACGGGAGCUAUUAGAUUGGAUUUUUUGUCUCAGGAAGCCUACUGGUAUUUCUUCAAGGUGAUAGCUUUUGGAAGCACAAACCCUGAUGACCAUCCGGAGCUAGCAUCAAUAGCUAUGGAAAUCGCAGAAGAGCUAGAUAGGUCUUUCUUGAGCGCAAACCUUUAUGGUGGAUUUCUGAGAGACAAGCCUUCAAUUUCAAAGUCACCGAGUCCAUGCUUCAACUUUUGCAAGUUCUCGAAGCAAGCAGAGAAAAGACAACAGGACAUAUCACUGUGCAGCCCCUCCGUCGUCAAGUUCAAAGUCAUUGGUAACCUGAAAGGAGCGCUGAAAAUUCAAAGCCACUCCAGCGUUCUAGCUGUUUCAGCAAGCGUGUUUCACUCACCAGCGUUCGCAAUGGAGGCCCUCGUUUCUGCGGUCCUCGGUGACCUCAUCAGCCGAUCCAUAUCCUUCGCCGUGGACAGGUGCUGCCACCGGCGGCGCAAGGGCGGCAUAGAGGACUCCCCGCUCCGUCUGCGCCGCGUGCUUCUACGAGUCCAGGCCGUCGUCGAGGAGGCCGACCGGCGGCGGGUCACCAACCAGGCGAUGCUCCGGCAGCUUCAGCUGAUGAGGGAAGGCGUGUACAGGGGCUACUACCUCCUCAGCGCCUUCAAGAGCCAAGGCGCUAUGCAAGGCAAGACCCAACAAGAUCGCGAGGUCAGUCACUCAUCGUCGUCGUUCGCCUUGUCCCAGUUCAAUCCGGCGAAGCGCCUGUGUACUGUCUCCGCCAGGACGACGACGGCGAACGUGGCAUCUGACGACACCAGACGCGAGGGGGAUGCGGAGGCGGAGCUGCGAGAGGUCCUCACCAGCCUAGAGCGCAUGGCCAACGACAUGAAGGAGCUCGUCGUGUUCUUGAGCUGCUACCCUCCCACGCGCCGCGAGCCUUACAGCGGGCACCUGUGGUUGGAGAACCGCAUGUUCGGGCGCGAGGCAGAGCAGGAGAGGAUCAUGAGCUUCUUGCUGGAAACAGAGCCGCCUGUGGGCACAGAAGAUCUGGGCGUUCUUCCGGUGAUCGGUCGAGCAAGAGUUGGCAAGAGCACCCUCGUCGAGCACGUCUGCUGA